Colossoma macropomum (tambaqui) is the source of this 1126-nucleotide messenger RNA. RefSeq names its product zinc finger protein 205-like. Bases 98 to 1126 code for a protein of 342 amino acids. The record is from RefSeq and is a predicted model, not a curated record. The transcript is spliced from 4 exons. Lineage: Eukaryota; Metazoa; Chordata; Actinopteri; Characiformes; Serrasalmidae.
CUGAAGUGGAUCAGCGGCGGAGUGGACGUGGAUCAGCGGCGGAGUGGACGUGGAUCAGCGGCGGACUGACGUGGGCAGCCCGGCUGUCUUAGCGAGGAUGGCAGAUUCGUAUUUUCAGGUCCAGCUGACGGCUAUUCUGGACGUGCUGCUUAAAACAGCGGCUGUGGACAUUUGCGCUCUGGCUGACAGCGUCUUCACAUCUUUACAGAGGGAAAUAGAGAGAAGUACAUCUGAAAACGAGGAGCUGAGGCGGCAGCUGCGGAGUUUUACUGCAGAGCGGAGCGUUUCACCUGACAGAGAAGCGGCUCCGCUGAAAACUCAGGAGAGAAACAGCAGAGCCGCGGAGGAUGGCAGUAGAAAAGCGCACGAUCGUAGGCCAAAGGCCUUUAAUGUGGGGACUGAUGCUGGAGCGGUCAAUAGUGGUCAGCAGCUGCAGAAGCAGAGCGAUGCAUCGGUGGGAGUUAAAGAAGAGGUGACGGAGAUGUAUGUUACUCAGAGUGUGGAGAGCAGGGUGCAUGAUGUGUCCAGUGAUGGAGUUCCAGUCACGGACAGAAAUGCUCAGCUUUCUGACCUCAGGCCUGACCUCAAGACAGAAUCGGAGAAGACUGAAUCAGUGUUCCACAGUUCACAGCCUGACUGGAACGACUGCAGCAUUACAGACUAUGAGGAAGAAAGAGAGGGACAGCAGGAGAACCAGAACACUCAAACUGGACCAUGCACUAAUUCUAAUGGAGAGGGGGAAGACAGAGAGGCGGAAAAAGAACAGCUUCGACGUGAAACUUGCCUGCCACAGGAUCCAGAUUUACAGUGUUCCUUCAUACAGAUUGACGGAACUGUAACUACCUCUGUCCCUGAGAGGCAGACAGGAAGUACAUUUGCUUGUGAUAUUUGUGGAAAAGUAGUUUUGUCAGAGCAAAGACUGAGAGUACACAUUAAAACGCAUGCUGCCCUGAGGCCCUACACGUGCUCUCAGUGUGGGAAGAGUUUCACUCGCAAAGCGACCUUGAAUUUCCACCAGAACAUCCACAGAGGCGUGAAACCGUAUGCCUGCAGUAUCUGCCCGAAGUCAUUCGCCGACCCAAGUGCUCUGCGCAGGCAUAAAUCCAUACACAAGGUGGUUCGUUAG